AUGACUCUAUCGACAAUAUCAAAUAAUGAUGAUCUUCCAUCUGAAAUUCCUCCUAAAAGAUUCAAAAAUACAGAAACUGAAGAGGUUGAUCUUGAUUCUUUAGAGCGUGAUCCAGGAUUGCAUCGACAAAUUUGGGAAUAUCAUCCUAAUCAACGAGACGAGAUUCGUCGAGUUUAUUUGAAUCUGAAAGCAUAUCAACCUAUUCUUCAAGAAUAUCCAUUAAAUAAAAUUAUUAAGCACCCUCGAAGAUUUCAGUCAACUUGGUAUGAACAAUUUCCUUGGUUGGAGUAUUCACCCACUAAAGAUAAAGCAUAUUGCUUUCCAUGUUUUAUCUUCAACAAGCCUUCAGGAUGCUUAAAUCAAACUACAUUUACUGUUGAUGGAUUUGAUAAGUGGAAGAAAGUUCGAAAUGGAAAAGCUUGUGCUUUCCUAGGCCAUAUGGGAAAGGAUAAUGUAUCUUCACCCCAUCGUAAUGCUGAAAAGGCAUGUGAGGAUUUGAUGAACCAAACACAACAUAUAUCAAGGAGAUUUGAUAAUUUUAAUGAUGAACAAGUUGCAACUAAUCGUCUUCGAUUGAAGGCUCACAUACACGUGGUGUUAUUACUUGCACUUCAAGGAAUUCCGUUUAGAGGUCAUGAUGAGAAAUCUAGUUCAUCUAAUCGUGGCAAUUUUCUUGAAUUUUUGGAUGUGCUGACCAUGUACAAUGAUGAACUUUCAAAGGCAAUUGCGAAAGCUCCAAAAAAUGCCAAAUAUACAAGUCACGAUAUUCAGAAACAAAUACUUCAUGUGUUUUCGGUGAGAGUGAAAAAUACAAUUCGUGAAGAAAUUGGAGUUGCCAAGUAUUGCAUAAUUGUUGAUGAAGCCCGAGAUGAGUCAAAAAGAGAGCAAAUGUCUAUAGAUGCUAUAUAUUCUGCUUUGGCUCACUACAAUUUGGAUGUUCAAAAUAUUAGAGGUCAAGGGUAUGAUGGUGCUAGUAAUAUGAGGGGCGAGUUUAAUGGAUUGCAAGCUUUGAUUAUAAAAGAUUGUAAAAGUGCUUAUUAUGUUCAUUGCUUUGCUCAUCGGUUACAAUUGGCUUUGGUUGCAGCAGCAAAAAAUGUGACACCUAUUCAUCAAUUUUUUGAUAGAUUAACUUUUAUAGUUAAUAUUGUUGGUUCUUCAUGUAAGCGUAAUGAUGAAUUGAAGAAUGCUCAUGCAGAUGACAUUGCAUAUUUGAUUGCUAUUAAUGAACUCGAGACAGGGCGUGGACUUAAUCAUAUAGGUACUUUACAACGAGCUGUUGAUACACGCUGGAGUUCUCAUUUGAGAUCAUUGAAAGGCCUAAUUAAGAUGUUUAGUGCAUCGUGUACGGUAUUGCUCAAGAUUAUGGAUGAUGGGCUUCCUUCUCAACGAGCAGAUGCAACAACUGUUUAUGAUGAAAUGACUUCCUUUGAUUUUGUAUUCAUCUUGCAUCUUAUGAAAGAGAUUAUGGGGAUCACAGAUAUUCUUUGUCAGACUUUACAAAGUAAGUCUCAGGAUAUUAUAAAUGCAAUGGAGCUUGUAUUAUCUACUAAGAAUUUACUUCAACAGAUGAGGGAUAACAAGUGGGAUGAUUUGCUUGUAAAAGUGAAAUCCUUUUGUGAACUUCGAAAUAUUGACAUUCCUGAUUUCAAUGCUCCAUAUAUUAAUAAACGAGGUCGAGGACGUGCUCAUCAAGACAAUUUCACCAUUGAGCAUCAUUAUCGAAUAGACCUCUUUUAUGCUUCGAUAGAUUCACAGUUGCAAGAAAUUAAUGGUCGCUUUAGUGAUGAUGCUAUGGAAUUGCUCACUCUUAGUAAUGCCCUAAAUCCUCAAAAUGCAGCGGAGUCUUUCAGAGUUGUGGAUAUAUGUAAAUUAGUUGAAAAGUUUUAUGCUCAGGAUUUUACCAGAGAUGAAAAAGAAUAA
Molecule: messenger RNA, 1920 nt
Organism: Zingiber officinale
Lineage: Eukaryota; Viridiplantae; Streptophyta; Magnoliopsida; Zingiberales; Zingiberaceae
Product: zinc finger MYM-type protein 1-like
Exons: 2
Coding region: 1-1920 (639 amino acids)
Source: RefSeq, a predicted model, not a curated record